This is a messenger RNA of Bufo bufo (common toad), 1695 nucleotides long. Its product is annotated as thymic stromal cotransporter homolog. The record is from RefSeq and is a predicted model, not a curated record. The transcript has 4 exons. Gene Ontology annotation, cellular component: membrane. NCBI's taxonomy places the organism in Eukaryota, Metazoa, Chordata, Amphibia, Anura, Bufonidae. The coding region runs from base 197 to 1528 and encodes 443 amino acids. Gene Ontology annotation, molecular function: transmembrane transporter activity. Gene Ontology annotation, biological process: transmembrane transport.
UAUUACGUGCCAGUUACUUUGGGUAUGCCAGUUAUCUGGUCGAUUUUACGCAGUGUGUGCAAUGACAAACUUAUCGUCUGAGAGAUACAGAUGCGGCAUAGCUUGUAUUCAGGAUUUGGAUUGUCAUCCAGGAAGUUACUUUAUUCAAAGCCUAUACUCGUUCAUCGCCUGACUGACUGAUACUGGUACAUAAACCAUGCUGCAGGUGAGGACCUGGAUUGAGCCAGUAGUUGCUGCAGCUGAGUUGGCCAGCUCUUUCUAUGACACCGCACUGCUUUUUGCAGUAAAAAAUUACUAUAACCAAUCUAUUGCAUCUCUAAAUACCUCUGAUAGCAACAAACUACAGAUCUACUUAUCAAACUUCUUCAUCAUCCACAACUUCAUCUUGAGAUUAGCACCUUUGCUUUCUGCCUAUAUUUUGGCUAAAAUUGGUGACCGGCAGAGAAGGAAGGUCACCAUAUGUGUGCCACUAUUUGGGUACCUGCUAUCCCGGAGCCUUUUGCUGCCUGUCAUCCUUUUGGAGUGGCCUGUUGAAGUAAUGUUUGGGUCUGCUGCUAUAAAUGGUAUAACAGGAUGGUUCACAACCUACUGGGUUGGUGUUAUGGCCUUGGCUUCUGAAGGUUCAUCAGAACAGACACGCUCUCUGAAGUUCAUCGUCAUUGAGCUGGUGUAUGGAAUAGCUGGCUUUAUUGGUAGUUUAUCCUCUGGACAUAUUUUUGUGAGCUGGGAAAUGACAAGCCACCAAGGUACAACCUUAGUAAUAUGCAGCCUUCUGCUUUAUGUCUUCUGUUUAGUGUAUGCUAUUUUUGUAUUAAAAGUACCCCAGCAUGGAAACCCAGGAGUCAAUACAGGAAAUCUUCGACGUACCUCCUCUGCAGAGCCUACUGAAAGUUCAAAUCUUCUGGGAGAAAGAGGUGAAGAGUCAUCAUUCUUUGGGACACUACCACAAGGCUUUAUCGCACUUUUUUUCACUAGUGCCAUAUUGUACAAUAUUGCUGUUGACGGAUCUGUUGACGUGCUUUCUUUCUUUUUGCUGGACACACCUUUUAGCUUCAACCCUAAAUACAUUGGUUAUGCUAAUGCAGCUGGCUAUAUGAUAUUUAUCACCAGCUUUUUAGCAGUGUUCAUUUUAUCCAGGUGGUUUAAGGAUGUCACUCUGAUUCUUAUUGGCAUAAUAUCCUUCUCGUUUGGAGUAUUCAUUAUGGCAUUUGUGCGAAAGACAUUCUUAUAUUUUAUAGCCCGUGGCGUAAUGAUGUUUGCACUAAUACCAAUUCCAACUAUAAGGUCUGUCUUAUCUAAACAUAUACAAGUAUCAUCUUAUGGUAAAGUAUUUGUUGCUCUCCAGCUGCCAUUAACCAUUUCAGGGCUGUUGACAUCAGUUGUAUUCAUUAAGAUUUAUCAAGCCACUCUAAACACAUUCAGUGGAACCUGUUUUAUUCUAUCUGGGAUCAUAGCAAUUGCCAGCCUCAUUCCUAUCAGUGUUUCUGCAUAUAAAUAUUCAAUGCUCCAUGCCAUCAGAAGAGACUGAACAGAAUGCACCGAAUUCUAUAAAUAUUACAAACUUAUCAUUUGUAUGUACGGUACAUUUUGAUGUGUAUUAUAAUGUGAUGUACUAAACAUGUAUAUGAAAAAUGGAUGUAAGAAAUCUUUGUAUAUAUUUCAUGCCAAUAAUGUGAAAUAAGAGAAUAAAAGACA